AUGGAGGCCGCCUGCCUCACUCUUCGAGAAUCCCUCCGCCGCAGUCCACACAAGGAGACGCAGGCAGUACAGGCCUGCGAGCAGCGGAAGGACGACGGGCCUGCCACGGAGGAAGCCCACCCAGGUCAUGACCAAGCCACCCAAACGGCAUGGCCAAAAAAGAUUAUGAUAAGCCGAGCCACGCAGGCCGCGGUGGCAGCCAACACAGCGCCCGCAACGCGUAAGGACGCAGAGGUCCAAACCAGGGAGUUCGUCAAUUACAGAGACUGCCUGGUAAACAGCGAGAUACUGGACGAAGCGAUCCCGAACGUGGCCGAGCUCAUAAGAAGAAAGGUGGAAGCCCGCGAAGAGCAAUUAAGAAGAGAACAAGAAGAGAGAGAAAGAAGGCAAGAAGAGGAGCGCAACAGAAAGCGCGAAGCCGCUCUUGCCCGCUGUGAACGCCAGCACCAACGCUGGCAGGACGGAAAAUAA
This is a messenger RNA of Schistocerca cancellata (South American locust), 471 nucleotides long. RefSeq names its product troponin I-like. The transcript has a single exon. The record is from RefSeq and is a predicted model, not a curated record. Lineage: Eukaryota; Metazoa; Arthropoda; Insecta; Orthoptera; Acrididae. Bases 1 to 471 code for a protein of 156 amino acids.